AUGGCUCUCCAUGCCCUGCUCAGCCUUUCGCUCGGGGUUGGAUCGCCCGAGGAAGAGGGCAAAACUGCAGGCACCACAGGUACUCCGACUGCAGCUCAUUCCAAGCAAGAACCGCGCAGCGUCCUGGAGACCCUUCUUGGCCCACUCGGCCCAGGUUCGGAGUUCGACAUCGCUCCGGCCAGCGAGCCCGAGGAGGAUUAUGAGGGUGUCAUUGCUUUGACGAUUUCUUCCAUGAGCGAUGGGAGUGCCAGCGUCGAAGUCUCUGGAGACACUGUCGUUGAGGACCUCAAGGGCCGUGCGGCGCAGCUGAUGGUUCUCUUGCCCCAGCGUGGCACAGGCUCUGUGUUGUUGGAUGUGGCGAGCGGCAAGGUCCUUCCAGGCAACGAGACGGUGCGCUCCUUGGGCCUCUCGCGCAGAAGCAGGCUCCUGCUGCUGGGCAAGUCCAGGCUGUAUGCCCCCAAAGAUUUGCACGUGUCUGCGAUCAUGGUCUACACUCAGCUGGGAGAGCGAAAGUAUGUCCUGGGCAAGCCUCAUUGCCUACGAGAAAACGAAGAUCUUUUGCUUCGCAUGGACACGACGGAGUAUGGUGGAACCCUCAGCGGCGUGGAAAUUCCUGGCGGCUUACUUGGUCGCUUCAUGACACUGCCCGUCGGAGAUGAAAGCUCCGUCCAGCGGAUUGACAAGGUGAAAGUAGGGCAGCAUAGCCGAGACACGGACAGGUGUGCGAGAAAUCUACAUCCCCCUCAGCCGGUUGAGGCGAUUUCUGACUGGCUGAAUGGAUAUGAGGUGAACUUGGGCAUCACCUAUGGAUCCUUGACCGGGGCCUUUGGCCCAACAAACAGCAGCCUGAGCGCGAAGUACCACACCCUCAUCACGCCAUCAGGUCGGGUUCAGGGCGAGCAGAAUGAGCGAGCUAAGUUGCAAGAUCAGAACAGUUUUGAACAUUGGACUCAGGAUUUGCUUUCUCCAUCUGGGGCCCCAUCUUCAUUUGGGAGGGCGUCUUUGCUGUGGCGCAAAUGUUCCCGUCCUAUCGUGGGAGCAUGUUGGUGA
Symbiodinium sp. CCMP2456 is the source of this 1050-nucleotide messenger RNA. The record is from the annotation of a GenBank genome assembly. NCBI's taxonomy places the organism in Eukaryota, Dinophyceae, Suessiales, Symbiodiniaceae.